Messenger RNA from Acanthoscelides obtectus, 587 nucleotides. The record is from the annotation of a GenBank genome assembly. NCBI's taxonomy places the organism in Eukaryota, Metazoa, Arthropoda, Insecta, Coleoptera, Chrysomelidae.
AUUGCUCAAAAAUGCCUCGAAGUCAAAGUGGAAAAAAGCGUGACAAAGUUGAUUCGGAACAAUUGACAAGAGUUGUACAAGAAUGCGUGAAUGAAGGUCUUUACCCUUUUGACGAAAACAUUUUCCAAGACCACGAGUUCUUAGCCAGUUAUGUAACAGACCGUCCGUUAAUUGAGAAAUCUAAUUCCAGUAGUGAUGCAUUACCAUCCGCAAGUGCGGAUGGAUUACCAUCUACAAGUUCAGAUACAUUCUUAGUUUCCUGUACUUCAUCGGAACAAGAUCAGUCAGACAUCACCCCUGAGACGUUGCGCCCAUUCCCUAAAGCACCUAUGCGAAAGAGAACUGGUGGUCGUCCAAAAGGCAAGUCGCGUAUUCUUACGGAUACACCAGAAAAAGAGGAAUUAGAACGAAAACGCGAUUUGAAGACUAUUAAAAAUGUUACCAAAAAUUUAUCAAAGAAAGAUCAGAAAGUUAAAGUCACGGUGAAAAAAAGAGCACUUGAUUCCUCCGAAAGUGAGUCAAUUCCUUCAUUAUCUUCUGGAGAGCAUGAAACUUGGGAUGACAUUAUCUCUGAAGAUAGAGAAUGA